Messenger RNA from Xiphophorus couchianus (Monterrey platyfish), 5758 nucleotides. Its product is annotated as probable phosphatase phospho1. Lineage: Eukaryota; Metazoa; Chordata; Actinopteri; Cyprinodontiformes; Poeciliidae. Gene Ontology annotation, molecular function: phosphatase activity. The record is from RefSeq and is a predicted model, not a curated record. The coding region runs from base 159 to 923 and encodes 254 amino acids. The transcript has 2 exons.
UUGAUACCGGCAGCUUUAAAUAGGUAAAUCCUCCUCCUGUGCUGCGGGAGUCUCCUUUUUUAAAAAAAAAUCUCGCCGCGUCACCGGGAUGCAGUUGCGGGAGCCCGGCUGCUAAACCUGCUAUUCACCACCAAAUUCACCGGGAAGGACCACCAAAGAUGUCAUCUUCAUCAACAACGAACAACUCUCGCUUUCUGAUGUUCUUCGACUUCGAUGAGACGAUCAUCAGCGAGAACAGCGACAACACUGUGGUGAAUCUCUUGCCAAACCAGCAGCUUCCCAGUUGGCUCCUAGACAGCUACCGGGAGGGGCACUACCAUGAGUUCUCAGGAAAGAUAACGGCCUACUUGGCAGAUCAGGGCGUUACCAAGGACGCCCUGCUGUCAGCGGUGCAGAAGAUCCCGCCCAAUCCGGGCAUGCUGGACCUCUUCCGCUUCCUGCAGAGCCACCAGCAGGACUUUGAGCUGGUGGUGGUCUCCGACGCCAACACCAUAUUCAUUGAGACGUGGCUGGAGCACAACAGGCUGGGUCACCUUUUCCGGAGGGUCUUCACGAACCCCUCCCACUUUGACGACAGCGGCCGACUCGUGCUCCACCCGUUCCACUCGCACUCCUGCCCGCGUUGCCCUGACAACAUGUGCAAGCAGGCAAUCCUUCACGAGUACGUGGCGGUCCGGGAGAAGGAGCGAGGCGGCGUCGGCUUCCAGAGGGUGUUUUAUGUCGGCGACGGGUCCAACGACGUGUGCCCCACUCGGGCUCUGGGACCCCAGGAUACCGCCUUCGCCAGGAGGGACUACCCCAUGCAUACGCUGAUGAUGGAGAUGCAGCAGUCAGAGUCCACCAAGAUAAAAGCAAACGUAGUUCCCUGGGUCACCGGGGCGGAUAUAGAGGACUACCUAGGAAACAUAAUGAAGGAGAGAUGACUUUCUCUGGGGUUUUUCUUCUUUUUAAGUGUUAGGGAAAACAGGAAAGGUGAGAAAACAUUUGCAAUUUGCAGCAAAUUUAGAUGAAAUCAACAGAAAGUUUCUUGGUAUUUAAAAUUCACAUGAUCAGUAAUCAAAAAAUUCACUUUUUACCUUUUGUUUUAGCUUUUGAAAGUACUUUUAAAAAAUUUUAGAAUAAAGGGAAACCAGAUGUGCUUUUGAACAGAAUGUAAAGCUCCCGAUUUAAAGCUACAGUGUGUAACAUUUAGGAAAGAAAUUUGUUUUCUACAUAUUUGUUAAAAUUAUCAUGUCGGGACAAUAUAAUAUAAUAUAGACAAGUGAAAAAUCUAGCUCUUUUGCCUUCUCCCUGUACUAACUACAGAAGUAAGAAACAACCAAUCAGAAAUUGGAGGAGGCUCUUAGCGCUGUCAAUCACUCUUGUGAUAAGAAAGUGCUUUCUCUUUGCUAAGCUAUGGGUGGUUAAUAUAACUUUCCACCAAUGCUAAAGCUAGUCAGCAUAGCCACCAAUGACAGAUAAAUGGUGACUUCCACCAUUAGCAUGUUGAGCAGCCUACAUGAGAUUGAUUGACAGCGCUAGGACCCGCCUCCUGGCUCUGAUUGAUUGUUUUUGCAGACCGCAAUAGCAGCUCAGGGAGGAUUAUCAGUCUCAUCACGAUGUGGUGACAGCUUUAAUAAAUAUGGAAAAAACAUAUUUUUGUAAAGGUUACAUACUGCAGCUUUAAUAACCUCAAGAGUAAAAGCAGUUUUUUAUGAAAAAUAUUGAAUUUCCGACAGCAGGUGAGGUUUAUCCAGCUUCAACGCUUUGUUGAAGGUUUGACAAUAGUUACACACGUCGGAUGUAGCGAGGGACAAAAGACUGGCGGUUUCAUCAGGCAGGGACACAGCAGGGAUAACGUUGCAGAUACUCAGGCGCGGUACCAGAAACUUAAUCUGGGGAUUGAUUUUUGCAGCAGUAAUCUACACCAGCGUGAAACACAACAGGAACGCUGAAGAAAUUCACUCCCUCUAUUUCCUCCCCAUGAAGCAAUAUAGGGCAAAGUACAAAGUUUAGAUAUAUUGGUCUAUUUCCUGGUAUUAUAUAAAGCAGGGGUCUCAAACUCCAGUCCUGGAGGGCCGCUGUCCUACAGUUUUUAGAUGUGCCACAGGUACAAAACACUGGAAUGAAAUAGCUUAAUUGCCUCCUGCUUGUGUAGAUAAGUUCUCCAGAACCUUGCUAAUGACCUAUUUAUUCUAUCCAGGUGUGGUGAAGCAGAGGCACAUCUAAAUGUUGCAGGACUGUGACCCUCCAGGACUGGAGUUUGAGACCCCUGAUAUAAAGCCUACACAAUUAUUGGAACCCCUGUAGGGAUUUAAAAAAUCCUUUUUUAUUUUUAAAGUAAACAAUAAGGUUAAAUUAUUUUUUAAACAUAUAUUUAAAUAAUAAUUCAAAUUUUUAUUUAAAAAAAUCCUGAGAUUGAAUUAAUCUAUUGUAAGAGAGGCACAAUAUCACACUGAAACUUUUAAAUAAAAAAACUUUCAUUUUAAGUAGGGAAAGGCAACUAUUGCUUAAAAAUAAAAGCUCAUAAAAUCUCUUUUUUUCUGUAAAACAAAUUACAAAUGACAUAAAAUAUUUUCAAAAAGAGGCUUUUAUUCCCAUCAUAUGUUCUGUGCAAGAAGUUUUUUUUAAAUCACAAGAAUAUAGCCGCAAUAUAAUUUGUAUCUUUCAAAAUGGAAAAGAUGAUUGUCUCUAUGGCAACCAUUAAUAACAAAUUAUAGAACAGGGUUGUCUCUAACUUUAUCACUAAUCUCUGUCUCUCAGCAUGUCAUUAGGUGAUGAGCGUCUUUUAUUAUGCCAGCGAAUCAUGAGUUCAUCUUAUUUUGACACUCUUGUCAGAAAAAGAGUAGACUUCCUUUCUGGAUAUUGUUGGAAACUGGUAAAGCAAGUAUUAGAGUUAAACUAAUCUCAUUCAAUACACAAGAAAAAAACAACAAUAGCAGCAAAUACACAUGAUCUUAAAUAGAAAAUUACACACAUGACCAACAGUAUGAAUUUAAAUGCAAAGCUGGGGAGGCGAAGGGACUGAAAACAAGCCGACGGCAUCAGCGCCAGAUGAGGAGUCUUGGCACAACAUGCAGGAAGGAGGAAGGCAAAGGAAGAACAAAAUGUCCUGCUGUUUAGAAAACUGUAAAGAGUGGCUUCUUGACGUCAUCAAAUCUCAACCACUGGAUGGGAAAAUUCAGUUUCUGUCCCACAAAUUUAAAGAUAAAUAAAUGGGCCUUUUUCUCAAGCUGUUUGAGGGGGAAAAACCUCCCAGAUGGGUCUGGUGUGGGAAAAAAAUCUCCAUAGCUUAAAGUAAAAAAAUAAAUUUAAAAAAAAACUAUACCCAAGGAUGUCGUCAUUGAGUCGCCAGGUCUCUAUGGCAACCAUUAAACAAUUUCACCUUCUGUCUUUUUGGAUCUGAUGUUGAGUAAGGUGGAGAAUAAUCAUGCUGUGGGCCUGUUUCUCACCUAAACACAAAGGCUACCUUAUUAGAGUGCAUGACAAAAUGCGUGUUUUAGAAUCUAAUUUACAUUUUUAAUUAGAAAUCAGAUCAAUGUACAUGUUUCACCAGACACAAAAUGAGCCUUUUAAAUGGUAAUCAUAGGAAUUCAGACCUAAGUCCUAAAAAAAUAACAUUUAAAAACUGUGGAGUGAACUGAAAUGAGUAUCAUUGCACUCGGGAUUUUGUUUAAAAACUAAAAUUUCCUUAAAACACAUUCAUAGCCUUUUUACACAUCUCUAACAGGGGUGCCAAAAACUUUUGAUAUGAAUAGUGUUAGAGUGUUUUUUUUUUGUUUGUUUGUUUUUUUUACAAUAUUUGUUUCAUUUUCUCAAUAAAUAACCCAAUCAAUCUCCUUGAUUAACAAGAAAAUCAAUUAAAAAUACUAAUAGAAUAGAUCUGUUUUUAGUUUUUUAAUAUGUUUGAAAUCAGACAAAAGGAGGCCUUUUUAACAUAAUUUUUCCCUCAUUUAAAACAGUAUUGCAGAAGGUUGGUUCUUUCAAAUCCCAUCAGGUUUUAGAUUGAAUAAAUAACAGGAUGGUUGGUUGAUGUUAACUUAUUACUUUCCAUAUCAUACCACUGUCAUUUGACGCCAUGCAGUGGAAUAUUUGUGUGCUGAUUCAUUUGAAAAAAACUAUUAAACUAUGAAAAUAUUAUCACUGAUCAGCCACAACAUUAUGAUCAAUAAAUGGUCUUUACUGAUCGAAACUGAUUCCUACAGAUCAACAUUGAUCUAAAUGAGAGGAUUCAAAUAUCCCAGCUCAAGUGUAUUGAGUGAUAUUUUGCUGAUCGGUAGUCAUAAUGUUAUGCCUGAUUGGUUUGUAGCCUUAAAAAAGGUAUUAGAAAUGUCCUUUAAUGUGUUCAGUUUCUCAGGGAGAAGAGACAGAAAAUAAGCAAAGAUGAUAAUAAUAACAGAGUUGAAAACAGAUUUUUACAUGCAGUGUAAAAAUUAUAAAACAUUUUUUACACAUUUAUUUUCAUUCGGGAUUACCGAAACAAUUUCUAUUUGCAAAAUGCCAAAUUAAUGAGAAAAUAAAUUUAUUUUAUUUAUAUUUUUCAUUAAAGUCAGCUGUCGACACUCUGUAAGAAACUAUGCGUUUAAACUGCUGUGACAUCAUGGGAAAAUUUCCCCCAAAAUAAAAAUAAAAUCAAGAAAACAGAUUUGAACUUUAACUAGUUUGGUUCAUACUUCUCCAGAUGCCUGAAAGGAAAGCACUAUUUUUAACUGUUUAAACAAUGAUAUGCAAGGAAAAAAACAACAGGGGAAAUUCAGAUUCAAUUUAUUUUUGCUAAAUUUUAAAUUUUACAAAAAAACGAAACAAAGCAAUAGUUUACAGAAACAGGUUGGUGGAAAUGUCAACCCAUGUUUCCGGUCAGGUUUUAUGUCACAGAGAAAAUGUGUGACCUCACAUGACCUUUAGUAGAUCUUGGCUGUGAUUAUUAACUGUGAAACGAGUUCUGUACUGACUAAAUGGCCGCUCAGUGAAGAAGAAGAAGAAGCCAUUACAUCAAAAGGAGCAUGAAAAAAUUCAGUUUGGACAAUUUUAUGCUACAUUUAGAGGAAAAAUGAGAAAGUUUGGAGAUGGUAGCAUUAUAUCGUGGACUGCCAAAUAUUAAGACAUGUUUGGCUUUGAACAAGUUAUAAAAUUCUCAUUAUUCUGGCAUUUAGCAAAUUCAACCCAUUUUUAAAUAAUCCUAUAGAAAUCGUUUCAUUUAAUGUCAGUCAGAAAAUAUAGUCAGAAAACAGAUUGUUUUUAUAGUGUAUGAAAAGAGCUGGUUUCAACUAUGUGUUUCAUAUAUAAAAAUGUUUUUUUUUUGGAUUCUCACAAUAGCAAAUCUAAUUAUUGAAAAGUGUUGGUGACUAAUAAAAUAAAGACUAAAUCAUCACAGCUACAAAACAAUCCUGAAAUUCUUUGUGAUCAAAUCUUACGAAUGCUCCUAAGAUCCGAGUUUACCUUUGUGUGAUGCUACGAUUCCUAAGAAUUCACCAGCUUAGAGUAAUUUAGCUGCUCCCUGUAGCUUUUGUGCAAUAAUUAAGUUGUAUGUAGUUGAUGUGCAAAGAAAUAAUCAGGAGAAAAACUUGACACCCGACACUUUCAGGGUAGCAUAUCGAGUCCAGUGCAGCAAUGUUUUAGUGACACGCUAAAUAAAAUAUGUUGUUUUCACUCUGUUCCGAUGGUGUGCUACCCUUUUCGUAUUGUGCUGCUUGCUGUCUGCUGCACGUUUAAUCUAGGGCGGUAAUACAAUGUGUAAAUGCAUCAUUGUAACAGGAAGAUAAAGCCAUUCAUUAUCAGA